Molecule: messenger RNA, 2049 nt
Organism: Monosiga brevicollis MX1
Lineage: Eukaryota; Choanoflagellata; Craspedida; Salpingoecidae
Exons: 1
Coding region: 1-2049 (682 amino acids)
Biological process (GO): protein localization to plasma membrane
Cellular component (GO): apical plasma membrane
Molecular function (GO): protein binding; protein-membrane adaptor activity
Source: RefSeq, a predicted model, not a curated record
AUGGCAGCACCGCCCUUUCCGGGGGUUCGGCCCCGGGCGAGGCGCGCCGUUACAGCCGCUGGUGAUUCCGUUGACCCUGCCUUGGAUAGCAGACCUCCUUUUGUGACCGAGCCCUCGGCCUCGCACACUCAAGGCUGGCCUGCAACUGCUGUAGCAUCUGCCACGACGUUUGUCAAAGCCCCACCCGCUUCCCACAAUGCCGCAGCCACCCCACACCGUGCGAGUUGGCUGCAUCGUCGCCUUGACCGUCACCACCACCACCACCACCACGAUGCCUUUAGUCAUCGUCCCUCGUCUCGCUCAUCAGCUUCACCGCCCAUCCUCGCGCCCGCUUCCGUCAUUCGCAUGCAUCCAUCAUCUCAUCCAGUCAAUCCCACCACCGUUCGCAUUCACCGUUACCGGUCCGACCGCGACUCCGACUCGGAUUCUGACCUUGAGCGCGGCGCCACCUCCACCUCGCAUCCAGCUGCUGACCGCUGUGCAUCCUCAAGCACGAGUGUCUCUUCCUGCCUUCCACCCUCACGUUCAGCUGCGGGUCGUCGCCGCCGAAAGGUACGGGCAUCGGCGAGUCACUCUCCCGGUGCGCACAACCGUUCUAGCCCGCCACAAGUUGAAGACUGGUGCCAGAGUCACGACAAGACCCACCAUAACCACGGGGUCUCAGUGGCCAACCAACUACCGCGGCCCACGGUGACCUUGCAGCCUGCAGCCGUCUCGCCCAUUCCCGGUCGAGAGCCGGCCGCCCCUGCCACUGCCCCUCUGCAGCCGCGUGCCAGUCGCCGCUGCGGCCUAGACGCGCACCACUGCACCGCCAGCCCUAGCCUCCCGGCUGCUUGUAAACCAUCCGUCGACAGCGCCCCACUUCCAUCACCCCCGACCAUGGCUAACCGAGACGCUAUUUACGACUCGCACAACGCUCUUCCGCGUCCACAGUCGGCAGCCGCGCCGCUGGGCCCAGGCGCUAUCAUGGCACAUCGUGACGGCACCAGCGUCUCACCUCCAUCCUCAGCGCGCCUCAGCCGCCGUUGUAGUAGCAAAGCUGGCCUUGGCGCUAUCGCGGAAACGGGCCGCGCCCGCUCGGCGUUUGUCAGUGGCUCGCGGCGUACCAGUACUGCUAGCCUGGAGGUCAGCCUUCACCACAUUUGUUUGCGGCGCAACCACAAGCGAUUUGGCCUCGGCGUCAAAACAUAUGGUAGUGGCGAAGAGACGCAGCAUUGUCUGCAGAUUGAUCCUGACGUGGACCUGCAGCUCAUCUGUGGCUCUCACCAGCCCCAUAACGGCGAUGUCUUGGUGACCCUCAACGGCGAGAACGUCGAACAGCUCUCCCACGAUGUGGUUGUUCGCAUGCUCAAGCACUCGGAACACGUCCUACAUUUGACCGUUCGACCAGCUAGCUCAACUGCCCUCCCUCCCAACGGUCCGCGCGCCAUUUCACGGCGCGCCUCAGCCGUCCUGUUGGAAUCCGUCUCCUCGCCAACCUUGCUGCCGGUCGUUGCCACCCCUACAUCGGGCUCGCCGCCCUCGACGCCCUCAACUGCCUCGCAUGCGGCUCUCUUGAAUCCAGACACGAGGUCCCAUCCCGCUCCCUCGAACUCGGAGACUACUCGCCGUGAGAGUUUGUCCAAUAGCGGCACUCCGCCUCUACCCGAGUCACGCCGCCCUGUGCGCGAAGCUGUCUUCAGUGUCGCCACCACUGGCGCUGGUGCUGCCAUCUUUCGCAUGCGCGGCGCUCAGCUCCCCGACACACUCUCGGCUCGCUUGCAGCACUUGCUCAAACAGGUCAACGUUUUGCGCACUUGUGCCAGCCGCUAUCACGCCAUGCGCCGUGUCCACGAGUUCUACCUUACACGCGACUUUCAGCAUCCCCUCUUUCUCUUGGCCUUUGUGCGCUUUGUCCAAUGUCUGGCCCUUGAGGGACUGAGCCCCAUCGUGCCCAUGAACAUCCAGAGCGCAUUUGCCCGAAACCCGACUCCUUUGGAUGCUGGAUUUGUCCCACCCGUCUCCAUCCUUAAGCAGCCCCGCCCUGCCGCCGCCCGGUACGUCUCUUGA